This is a messenger RNA of Melospiza melodia melodia, 476 nucleotides long. RefSeq names its product colipase (gene CLPS). Bases 23 to 376 code for a protein of 117 amino acids. Gene Ontology annotation, molecular function: lipase binding; enzyme activator activity. Gene Ontology annotation, cellular component: extracellular region. The record is from RefSeq and is a predicted model, not a curated record. NCBI's taxonomy places the organism in Eukaryota, Metazoa, Chordata, Aves, Passeriformes, Passerellidae. The transcript is spliced from 3 exons. Gene Ontology annotation, biological process: positive regulation of catalytic activity; lipid catabolic process; digestion.
GCACAGCCACAGCGAGCCCACCAUGGCCAAGGUGCUGCCUGCCUGCCUGCUGCUGGCCCUGCUGCUCCUGCCCCCGGCCCUGCUGGCGCCGCAGGAGCGAGGGCUCAUCUUCAACCUGGACACGGGGGAGCUGUGCCUGCAGAGUGCCCAGUGCAAGAGCGGCUGCUGCCACCGAACCGACGGCCUCAGCCUGGCCCGCUGCGCCCCGAAGGCAGCUGAGACCCAGGAGUGCUCCCCAAAGAGCCUCUAUGGGGUCUACUACAAGUGUCCCUGUGAGAGCGGCCUGACCUGCGAGACCGACAGAACCAUCGUGGGCUCCAUCACCAACACCGACUUUGGGAUCUGCAUGGACCCCCAUGAGUCCAGGAGGCGGUGAAGGAAGAGCCCCCCGUGCCCCUCUGUGCUGCCCCUGCCUUGCCCCCUCUCCUGGGUUUAGCUUUAGUGGGAGAAUUUGAAUAAAGACCAGCUUCUGCCGA